Molecule: messenger RNA, 2967 nt
Organism: Belonocnema kinseyi
Lineage: Eukaryota; Metazoa; Arthropoda; Insecta; Hymenoptera; Cynipidae
Gene: Sec3
Product: exocyst complex component 1
Exons: 12
Coding region: 319-2904 (861 amino acids)
Biological process (GO): exocytosis; Golgi to plasma membrane transport
Cellular component (GO): plasma membrane; exocyst
Molecular function (GO): phosphatidylinositol-4,5-bisphosphate binding
Source: RefSeq, a predicted model, not a curated record
CGUCAGAUGUCAAGUUGUGAAAAACAAUUUAAAAAAACAUUUUAUUUUCUUAUAUCUUGUCUGAAAUAUAUAAUUUAGAGUACUUCUUAGAGUUUAAUGAUGAAAUCUCAUGAUUUAGGGGAUUACUUCUUGAAAAAUCGCUGAAACGAUUACUUUCGAUCUUUAUUAAAAAGAAAAUAGGUUAUGUUGCAUAAAUAUAUUAUUUUUAAGUGCUCUUCAGAGUUUUAUAAAUACAUAAUACGUAAUCAUUUUUUAGUGAUUUAAAGGUUUAAGAUUAGUAAACAGAAUCGUCUGUUUUAGUAUAAAAAGAGAGUCAUAAUGCCGGCAAUACGUCACACACUUCAAAGAGAGAUCUUCACCCCCAACGAUGAAAAAAUAUUGACCGUUUGUAGCGUGAGAAAAGCUUAUAAGAAAAAGAAAAUGAGUUUUCUCUGUCUGACUUCUGUCAACGAUACUCCAGGAUCCUUCUUUUUGCAUCAAGUGAAAAAGAGUGACAAGAAUGUCUUUAAAAAGAAGCAGACCUGGCCUCUGGCUGAUAUUCGAACUGUUGACGGUGUCAGUGGAAAUUCGAUGGACCUGGAACUACACAUCGACAAAAUUUACAAAUGGUCUGUCAUGACAGCUCAGGAAAGACAGAGUUUUGUCGUCAAUUUAUACACCUGCUCUUUUAGUCUUUCUCAGAGGCCAGAGUUCAAAAAUUUACCUAAGGAGUGGCUCAUAGAUCCCUCGUGUGUGAUAGAUGGAACACUGGAUGAGAGUAUCAAAUUUGAUGCUGGAUUAUUAGAAUCUACCUUGCCAAUGGAAUAUCAACCAAUUACCGAUAAGGAAGCAAACGAUCUCGCAAAGUUAAUGGAAUCUUGCGAUUAUGCGGUUUCGAAUGCCGAGUCUUUUAUGGAAACUCUCUCUAAAGAUCUUUCAGUUUUAGACGGGGAAAAUAUACAAUCGGUUUUGGCAUCGGAACCCCAAGUUACGCUUUUAAUGAACGGAAUAGAAGCAGCGAUUUCAGAAGCUUCCUUGGUUGAGGCACGUUUAAGUGUUUACGAUGAAGCCUUGGGAAGAAUUAGAGAAGCUAUGGCAAGAGUUGGUCAAAAAAAUCAAGCAAUCCACACUGCUAAUCUCAAUGCGAGACAACUUCUUGAACAACUUGAUGCAGUAAUUACACAAUUAAAGAUUCCCGAAAAUCACCAGACAACACUGGAUGAAGCCGAGCUUCCCGGAAAUCGAGAAGAGCUUCAUCUCGCUGGUGUAGCUCUUUUGAAGGCGAUAACAGCUCCCCUACCUCCAGGCCUCGAAAGAUUGAGUGCCGUCGUUGAACAAAGAAGACGUCUUGAUAAAAUGAAAGCGAAAUUCUCGCAGAUUGUUGCAAGGCACUUGAACAAUCUCUUUAUUCACUUGGGCAACGAUAUCGGGGAAGUUCAAAUAACAGCAGAAUUAACACUUCCGAAUCAUCAAGCGGUUCAGCGAGAAUUAGAACCUUAUACAGAAUUAAUGAAAUUGCUGAGAGCCUUAGAUAAUAGAGCUUUUGUUCAACUGACGAAGGUUUACACCGAUACGAUGAGUAAAUUAUAUCAAAGGGAUUUCAAGUUCUUUUUCGAGGAAGCGAAAAGUCGAUUGAUCAGCAAACGCUCUCAUGCAAGCACAUCGAAGGCGAAGGAUCCGAAAGCAGAGGAUUUAAUUAAUGCUGCUCCCAUUUCUCUUUUAAGUGGCGAUGUUUGGGCUCCACAAGGAGACGGAGCCUUGCUGGAUUCAGUUUUGGAAUGCGUUCUAUCUCAACUGCAGCCAGUGUGUUUUGCUGAACAAGCUUUUUGCAUCUCAUUCUUGCAAUUGAGUUCUGUGCUAGCGCCCUCUAAGGUUUCGGAAGUCGAUGAUAGUGAUAGUGUAAACAACGGUGCUGUAAGUCCAGGAUCUGUAAGUUCAUCAACGAGUAAAAAGUUAGAGCGGCAAGUGAACGAAGAAGUAAGAGCCACGAUGGCUGUUAUUUUUCCUUCCCUCGAGACUGAAUUAAGCAAUUUUAUCUCAUUCCUGGACAAGAUAGAUAGUUUCUGGUGCAUGUACGUCUUGGUCCGACUUUCUCAGCACGUGAUGUCAGCACAAGACACGGGAUCAUUUCUCUCAAUGACUUUUGCAUCCGCCCUCGUUCAAGUAAAACGAGCUUUCGAUAAAUUCAUGCAAGUGCAACAGCAAUCAAUUCUUCGUGACACUAAAGUAAACAGAAAAAACAAAUGCGGAAUUUUGCCCUACGUGGAAAAUUUUGAUCCUUUUGCUAGAAUCACGGAAAAUAUUUUUCGCAAUUCGGACAGGAAAGUCGAUUUGGAAAAGUGGUAUACGAAAUUAAUUGGCACGAUGUUUGAAGCAAUUAUAGUUCACAGUGUCCAACACCAUAAAACUCCACAAGAAGUGAUCAAAAUGGAAAAUUUUCAUCACAUGUACGAUCUUCUCUCUCAGUUAAAAAUUUCCGUUCUGGAUCACGAGCGCAAAGAGGCGAAGCAGAAAUAUCAGGAUGCACUUAGAGCUUACGUGGUUCAAUAUUUCGGAAGACCUCUUGAAAAACUUAAUUUCUUCUUUGAAGGAGUUCAAGCUAAGGUAAGCACGGGUGUGAAAGAAUCUGAAAUAAGUUACCAGAUGGCCUUCAGCAAACAGGAACUAAAAAAAGUUUUAAAAGAAUAUCCGGCAAGAGAAGUGAAAAAAGGACUCGAGCAUCUCUAUAGAAAAGUGGAAAAGCACCUAUGUGAGGAGGAAAACUUACUUCAGGUUGUCUGGCGUGAAAUGCAGAGCGAGUUUAUAGCGCAGUACACUUACAUCGAGGGGAGAAUUCAUAGAUGCUAUCCAGACAGUAUGGUGACGUUGGAGUUCUCAGUUCAAGAUAUAUUAGACUUCUUUUCGGAAAUAGCGCAGUCUCAUUAAACUAAAGUGAUAACCGACGAAAGAGAAAAGGAGAGAGAGCAAUAAACAAAAGUAAUUUCUACA